AUAAGAUAACAUUAAAAUGCCUCCAUCUCUUUGAACCAACACACCCUAAAAAAAAAAAAAAAAAAGCAAAACGAUCAGCCAUGUUCACAAGGGGGUCCGUUGACAUCGUAGCCUUCAUGACAUCCGAGGCCGAUAUGUUAGAUGACUGUUAUUGCCAUUGUUCGCCCUGAUUAACUUGGACUCGGUCCAUUGGUUGGUUUGGUCAGUCUUGUUUUAAAGAGCCCAAUAGAUUGGAUAGCCCAGACACGCAGUCGACUUGUCGUCAGUAGUUUUAAUUUUAAUAUGACAUGAUAUUUACCAAUUAGUUCAUCAUUUUUAUUUUAUUUUUUAGUCUCAACAAUGCCGCAAUGGUAGACUUGUUUCUUUUACCUUGUUUUUUUAUUUCAUGCGCGUUUUGGCCUCACGCUGACACUGACACAGCACUUGAUCCUCCUUAAUGUAAAACGCGCUGCCUGAUGUGUAAAUGCAGUAAAGUGCAGAAAUCUUUUGGAUGCUUCCAAGGCGCUGGCAGUAUCUAUCUAAUUAAUCAAUGUAGUUAAUUGCUUACCUAGGUGUAUAUUCCUACUUUUAUUUUUCGGCAUGGGCAGUUUUGGAUUUUUAUGUGCUGCUGAAUGCUAAUACACCUAAACACAAUUAUUCUCUCAUUAUUAUGCAUAAGCACUGGAGGAUAGAGACGCAGUUUGAACAAUCACUGACAAAGACCAUCGUCUGCCCUGGUCGCCCCAGCGGUCACACUCCUUUUGUCACAACUACUUUUACUUUGACUCCUCUUUUUACUCAUAAGCUUGCCUCUCCGUCUAUAGUGCCUCCUUAAUUUUCCAUUAAACACUUAACCUUUUCUUUAUUUAUUUAUUUUAAUGCUCACCAUGACCGUACACUACCUUCAAGAAUCAAGAACAAUUUGCCAAACACUGUAAUGUUGUCUUGUCUCUCUCCCCUUCUCGAGCCCCUACCAUCUCCCUCUCGCUCCCUCUAUAUCCUCUUCCUCUCUGCGUCUCUGCUAAUGCCCAGUCAGUGUUGUGGGUUUUUCAAUGCUCAAAGUACAGUUUGUUUAGAUUUCCUCCAUAUCACCAUCACCAUCAUCAUCAAGACACUGAUGAGGGUGUAUAUUGAUCUUAACUACCCUGUUCUUGCGGGAUAUUUUCCAUUAUUUGCCACUGCUUGGUUUUUAUUUCUGUGCUAACAAGAUGGCUAAGAGUCAGGUGGAGUGAGCUGUUCUCAAAGUUCUCCGGUGCCUGCAUUUCUACCCAUACUAAUCUUGUAAUGCACCGAAGUAGUGAGAGCUGUGCUUUUUAAUAUGUUCCUUUAAAACCCAGUUGAAAGCAUCUUCUCCUUCUACUACUAUCAGGGAAAGGAACCUUCAUUAAAAAAAAAAAAAAUUCAGAAAAAGAACACGCACGCUUCUCCAAGUAAUAACCUUUCCCGUCCUAUUCUUCCAAAGCAAUCUAACUUUGCAGUGAACCCAACAUCUAGUGAGAGAUGGGUUGUAUCGCCUCUAAACUAGAGGAAGAAGAAGUUGUGGCUAUCUGUAAAGAGAGAAAAAGCCAGUUAAAGAUUGCAGUGGAGAAAAGAUACGCUCUUGCUGAGGAGCAUUGCAAGUAUUUUCAUUCUCUAUACGCAGUAGCAGCAGCCAUAAAGCUCUUCGUGGCUUGCCAUUCUUCUCCUUCCUCAUCUUUCCUCAUAACAUUUCCCCCACCUUGCCCUGCACCUUCGAAAACAGAGAAUGUGAUAAACAACCCAAUGUUCCUCCAGCAGACACCGUUUGAGCCAAAGCAUGAAGCUAUCACUCGUGAUUCGGGUGCUUCCUCAACAACUUCAGAAUCAGAAUCUUCUGAGGAAGAGAGAGAAGAAAAGGGAAAGAGAGAAAAUGAAGUCAUGAGAGAAGAAGAACCAGUUGAACAACCUUUUGAGUACUAUUACAUGCAAAUGCCACCAUCAAUGCCAUCACCGCAGCGAGAUUUCGAGUGGGAUUUCUUUAACCCAUUUGAGGGUACGAGGACAGAGGUUAUUAGUGGGUAUCGUCGAAACUCAGACGACGAUUUGAGGGUGGUGAGGGAGGAAGAAGGGAUCCCAGAGCUAGAGGAGGAAGGUGAAAGAGACGAUUUUGAGCAGCAAAAGGCGGUGACUGUGGAAGAAAAUGAAGAUGUAGUAGAACAUGUGAGUGGUAAUGUUGAAAUGGUGAAUGCUGUAAACAGGGCUACUGGAAGCGAAAACCAGAGGGAGCAGAGGGGACUUGCUGUUAUAGAUAUACCGGAGGAAGGAAGGGAAUUGCUGGAAGCUUUGAAAGAUAUUGAGGAUUAUUUCAUUAGGGCAUAUAAUUCUGGGAAGAAUGUGACCAGAAUGCUGGAGGCUAAUAGAAUCCCCCUUCAGUCUGGUUUAGAGGAAAUAAAAGAGAAUUCAAUCAAACUCAUUCAUGCAAUAACAUGGCAUCGCCCCACUUCCAAGUCUUCAUCAUGCAAGAGCUUCGUGGUAUCAGAUAAAAAAAAUUCUUCAACUUGGACGGAAUAUAAGAAUGACCUGUUUGAUGAUUAUGGGGGAAUGGAUUCAGGAAGCCAUUCAUUAACCUUGGGAAGGUUAUACGCAUGGGAAAAGAAAUUAUAUGAGGAGGUUAAGGCAGGAGAUAUAACGAGGAAAAAUUAUGAGAAAAAGUGUGCACAAUUGAGAAACAAGGAUGUCAGAGGAGAUGAUGUGCAAAGUAUGGACAAGACAAGAGCUGCAGUGAAAGACUUGUAUGCCGGCAUCUUGGUUGCAAUUCGGCGCGCAGAGUCAAUCUCAAAAAGAACUCAGAGAAUAAGAGAUGAAGAAUUGCAGCCGCAAAUUGUUGAGCUUCUAAAAGGCCUAUCACAAACUUGGAAAGUUCUGUUGGAAUCCCAUGAAACACAGAGAAGGAUUCUCUCAGAAGUGAAGUCUUUCACCUGUCCCACGUACGGGAAAUUCUGCAAUGAAUCUCACAGAUUGGCAACUGUACGGCUUGAAACUCAGCUUCGGAAUUGGCACGCGUGCUUCAGGCAGUAUAUUGCUGCUCAAAAGGCAUAUGUUGAAGCUUUGUAUGGAUGGCUAAGCAAGUUCGUCGUCCCUGAAGUUGAAUUUUACUCCAGAAGGAAAACUGUGGCUGUUCCAUAUCAAGCGAACGGGCCACCACUGCUUGUAGUUUGCCACAACUGGUUAGCUUCACUGCAAAAGCUGCCUGAUGAAAUGGUAACACUUGCGUUGAAGAGUGUUGUGAAGAACAUGAGAGCUCUGUGGGUUCAGCAAGGUGAAGAGCAGCAACAGAAAAGGAAAGUAGAUAGUCUGUCAAAAGACUUGGACAGAAGGCAUUCCGGGUUAAAUGACAAGGUGAGAAGUAAGAUGAAUGAGUUGAAAGUAACAGACCAAAAACCAGAGGUGGGAACAGAGCACGAGGAAGAGUAUACGGCGGAGAAGAAGGAUCAGUUGGAGGCAGUGAGAAGAAAACUGGAGAUGGAGAAGGAGAAGCACCAUAGUUGCAUGCAAGAAACACAGAGAAUCACGUUAGAUGGAUUGCAAUUAGGGUUUUCUCAAGUGUUUGAAUCACUGACAGAGUUCUCCAAAGCAUCCGCAAAAAUGUACAAUGACCUGGCGACAUUCAGCGAAAAUGCUGAGAAGGGUGGGGGGGUGUCUUUCAUAGAGGGUUACGAUGGUGAAAACUACCACAGCCAAACAUGAAACUGGUGCUGUGGGGAUCUGUGUGUGAUUCUAAUUCAGUUCCUGUCGAAGCAGCUCGCUGAGACACCAGUCAUUUCUAAGGUGUUGGAUUUAAUUGUACCCGUGUAUUCGUCGUUAUUUGUUAUUCCUUGCUGUAAGAACUAGGAACCCAAAAUAGUUGUUUGCACUUCCUUUCCUUGCGUUUCCA
Molecule: messenger RNA, 3871 nt
Organism: Prosopis cineraria
Lineage: Eukaryota; Viridiplantae; Streptophyta; Magnoliopsida; Fabales; Fabaceae
Product: protein ALTERED PHOSPHATE STARVATION RESPONSE 1-like
Exons: 4
Coding region: 1480-3684 (734 amino acids)
Source: RefSeq, a predicted model, not a curated record